Messenger RNA from Botrytis porri, 795 nucleotides. RefSeq lists its product as uncharacterized. The transcript has a single exon. The coding region runs from base 1 to 795 and encodes 264 amino acids. NCBI's taxonomy places the organism in Eukaryota, Fungi, Ascomycota, Leotiomycetes, Helotiales, Sclerotiniaceae. The record is from RefSeq and is a predicted model, not a curated record.
AUGUAUCAACAAAAUUAUUCCAGGCGUGACGAUGAUGACGACGACGACGACUACAACAACAACAGACGCAAAAAGCAAGCUCAUCCUCCCGCCAGACAAGACAACGAGGGCAGACCUCUGUAUCCCGUGAUCCCCGCUUUCGGCGUCGCCAUUUCUCCUGCGCAUAAAUAUACCAUACAUGUAUAUCUUAUUUUCCAUCGAUUCGAUAACAUGGAGUCUGAAAAUUUCGUCGCGACGAUGUCGUUUCGCACGAUGUUUAAUGAUUUUGGGGGUAUGAGGGCGGUGGAUUUUUCGCCUGCGACGGAGGAUGCGGAUCCGCUUUUCGAUGUGAAUGGGGGCAAUCUGAGGGGCGUGAUGGUGGCGCAGAGGACGUUUAUGUGUAAGAUUGGAUGGCUGAAGAGGAUUGAGGGGAAAGAAGACGUGUAUUUGCGGAUUAGGAAAUGUUUGCCGUGUGCGAUAAGGUCGGAUAGCAUGACAGAUGAAGAGUGGGAGGAGAGAAGAGUGAAAGGGCCAGAAUCCAGAACGGAGUGGAUUUUAAAGGCUGUUAGGGUGCUGAAGGAACAGAGGCUAUGGGAGACUUUACCGAAAAAUGAGUUUCAGGCGAGGCAUAGGGAAGUGAUAAAGGUAGCCUGGAAGAAUAGGGGGUUAAUUAGCUUAAGACGGAACCUCUCGUUCGACGUGAAACAAGCGAGGUGCUUGGAUAAGAUUAUGGAUGAUGUCGGGACGGUUUUGUAUUCUAAACGUGAGGAAGCGUUGGAGGGGAACCCAGGGAGACAUAGAAGGAAGGGGGGUUGA